GUUGCCAUCGUCGUCGCUUCCUUGGUACCGCGCGCGGCCGGGCGGCUCUCCGGAGGCCAAUACCCGAGACCAGACGCCAUUCGCACGGAUUUCGGCACCCCGCAGCCUCAGGGCCAGUGGCUGGGGAGGGCUCUGCGCAUGCGCGGCGGCGCGAGGGUCGCUGGGACCGGAAGUGCGCCUGUGUUUGGGUCGCGGUCUGGCAGGAGCAGGCUGUGGGAGUGGGGGUCCUGGGCCGCCCUCCCCGCCAUGGGUCUCCUGUCGGAUCCCGUGCGUCGGCGCGCGCUCGCCCGUCUCGUGCUGCGCCUCAACGCGCCGCUCUGCGUGCUGAGCUACGUGGCGGGCAUCGCCUGGUUCUUGGCGCUGGCCUUCCCGCCGUUGACCCAGCGUACUUACAUGUCGGAGAACGCCAUGGGAUCCACCAUGGUGGAGGAGCAGUUUGUGGGCGGAGACCGUGCCCGGGGCUUUGCCCGGGAUUUCGCUGCCCACCGCAGGAAGUCGGGGGCUCUGCCAGUGGCCUGGCUGCAGCGGGCGAUGCGGUCAGUAGGGCUGGAGGUCUACACACAGAGUUUCUCCCGGAAACUGCCCUUCCCAGAUGAGACCCACGAGCGCUACAUGGUAUCAGGCACCAACGUGUAUGGCAUCCUGCGGGCCCCACGUGCUGCCAGCACGGAGUCUCUUGUACUCACUGUACCUUGUGGCUCUGACUCCACCAAUAGCCAGGCUGUGGGACUGCUGCUGGCACUUGCUGCCCAUUUUCGAGGGCAGAUUUACUGGGCCAAAGAUAUCAUCUUUCUGGUGACAGAACAUGAUCUUCUGGGUACUGAGGCUUGGCUUGAAGCCUACCAUGAUGUUAAUGUAACUGGCAUGCAAUCAUCCCCGCUGCAGGGCCGGGCGGGGGCCAUUCAGGCAGCUGUGGCCCUGGAGCUGAGCAGUGAUGUGGUUACCAGCCUUGAUGUGACUGUGGAGGGUCUCAAUGGGCAACUGCCCAACCUCGACUUGCUCAACCUUUUCCAGACCUUCUGCCAGAAAGGGGGGCUGCUGUGUACACUUCAGGGAAAGCUUCAGCUCCAGGAUUGGACAACACUGGAUGGGCCAUUGCAAGGCCUGCAGACACUGUUGCUGAUGGUUCUGCGGCAGGCCUCUGGCCGCCCCCAUGGCCCUCACGGCCUCUUUCUGCGCUACCGGGUGGAGGCCCUAACCCUUCGGGGCAUCAAUAGUUUCCGGCAGUACAAGUAUGACUUGGUGGCUGUUGGCAAGGCUCUGGAGGGCAUGUUCCGCAAGCUCAACCACCUCCUGGAGCGCCUGCACCAGUCAUUCUUCUUCUACCUGCUUCCUGCUCUCUCCCGUUUUGUCUCCAUUGGUCUCUACAUGCCUGCUGCUGGGUUCUUGCUCCUGGUCCUUGGUCUCAAGGCUCUGGAGCUGUGGAUGCAGCUGCAUGAGGCUGGAGUGGGCCCUGAAGAGGCUGGGGAUGCUCCUGGACCCAGUCCCCCCCUUACCUCUACACAGGGUGUGGGACUGGCCUCACUUGUGGCACCCCUGCUGAUCUCUCAGGCCAUGGGCCUGGCCCUCUACAUCCUGCCUGUGUUGGGUCAACAUGUGGCUACCCAACACUUCCCAGUGGCUGAAGCUGAGGCCGUGGUGCUGACACUGCUGGCAAUUUAUGCAGCUGGCCUGGCUCUUCCUCACAACACCCACCGGGUGAUGAGCACACAGGCCCCAGACAGGGGUUGGAUGGCACUGAAACUGGUGGCCCUGAUCUACCUAGCACUACAGCUGGGUUGCAUCGCCCUCACCAACUUCUCACUGGGUUUCCUGCUAGCUGCCACCAUGGUACCUGCUGCUGCACUCACCAAACCCUGUGGGCCCCGGCCACUCUAUGCUGCCCUCCUGGUGCUGACAAGCCCAGCAGCCACGCUCUUGGGCAGCCUGUUCCUGUGGCAGGAGCUACAGGAGGCACCACUGUCACUCGCCGAGGGCUGGCAACUUUUCCUCGUGGCAUUGGCCCAGGGCGUGCUGGAGCACCACACCUAUGGUGCCUUGCUCUUCCCACUGCUCUCCUUGGGCCUGUACCCCUGCUGGCUGCUCUUCUGGAAUGUGCUCUUCUGGAAGUGAGGUCUGCUACCCGGGCACAAAGAAUGGGGCAUGGCUCUCCAAGCCCCCACCAUUCUACCUCCUCCCUGGGAAAUAAACAAGUGUCUAUUUCAGCUGUU
Molecule: messenger RNA, 2210 nt
Organism: Sciurus carolinensis (gray squirrel)
Lineage: Eukaryota; Metazoa; Chordata; Mammalia; Rodentia; Sciuridae
Gene: Gpaa1
Product: glycosylphosphatidylinositol anchor attachment 1
Exons: 12
Coding region: 139-2112 (657 amino acids)
Biological process (GO): attachment of GPI anchor to protein
Cellular component (GO): membrane; GPI-anchor transamidase complex
Source: RefSeq, a predicted model, not a curated record